AAAGCCAUUUUCUGGGAGUUUGUGACGUUUUAAACAAGCAAAAGCUCUGUAUUCUCGGAGAUGAACCUUUUCCCCACUUUUUCUUAAUGGCGACUGUGGUUAUAUCACUUCCCUUUCUGGUAACUCUCUACUUCAUCUUUAAGCUUCCAUUCAUGUCUGCUCAAAAUGACCAGUUCAUCUAUAAUGGCUUCAAUCAAACAAAUCUGCGUCUAGAUGGAAUUGCAAAAAUCCACUCCAAUGGUCUAUUGCAACUCACCAACACUUCAAACCAACAAGUUGGUUAUGCUUUCUACCCACUUCCUUUAGAAUUCAACAAUUCUUCUUCUUCUUCUGUUUUAACUCGGUCUCUUUCAUUUUCCACGAACUUUGUAUUUGCAAUAGUUCCCCAAAUGCCAACAUUGGGUGGGCAUGGCCUUGCCUUCGUCAUCAGUCCCUCGCUGGAAUUCACCUAUGGUGUAGCCAGCCAGUAUCUAGGAAUCUUCAAUGCCUCAAAUAAUGGCAGUCCAACAAACAACAUAUCAGCCAUUGAGGUUGAUACUGUUAAAAGUCCUGAUGUACAAGAUAUAGACAGUAACCAUGUGGGAAUUGAUGUGAAUGGUCUGGUAUCAAAUGAAUCAGCUCCUGCAACCUACUUUUCUGGUCAAGAAGGGAAGAACAGAAGCAUGGAGCUGAUGAGUGGCAACCCAAUGCAUCUUUGGAUAGACUACAACGAAGCAGAAAAGUUACUGAAUGUAACACUAGCCCCGACCAGCAUCCCAAAACCAAACCGGCCUCUCUUGUCAAAACACAUUGAUCUGUCCCAAUAUCUUUUGGAAUCUAUGUAUGUUGGUUUCUCUGCAGCCACUGGUGUAGUUGCAAGUGACCACUAUAUUCUUGGAUGGAGUUUUAAUAAAAGUGGACAAGCACAAAGCCUUGAUGUUUCGAAGCUUCCUCAACCUCCCCAACAGAGGAAAAGUGAAGAGAAUCCAGUAAGAAUAAUCUUAAUUUCUCUCAUAGCAGUUGUGGUUGUGCUGGUAGUAUUGGUCACUGGAGCAACUUUUAUUUGGAGGAGGAAGAAAUAUGAAGAAAUACGUGAAGAUUGGGAAAGCGAGUAUGGUCCUCACAGGUUCAUCUACAAGAAUCUCUACAAAGCAACCAAGGGUUUCUCAGACAAAGAGCUUCUUGGAGCAGGAGGUUUUGGAAAGGUUUAUAAAGGAACACUUUCUUCUUCCAAUAGACAAAUUGCAGUCAAGAAAGUCUCCCAUGAUUCAAAACAGGGGAUGAAGGAAUUUGUGGCUGAAAUCAUUAGCUUGGGCAGGCUGAGGCACAGGAACUUGGUGCAGCUCCUAGGAUACUGCCGGCGAAAGGGUGAACUCCUCUUGGUCUAUGAUUAUAUGCCCAACGGAAGCCUUGACAGGUUCUUAUAUGGAAGUGAAAAAUCAAACCUUGAUUGGCUUCAACGUUUUCAAAUCCUCAAAGGAGUAGCAUCUGGCCUACUCUACCUCCAUGAAGAGUGGGAACAGGUUGUUCUACAUAGAGAUGUAAAAGCAAGCAAUGUUUUAUUAGAUGCUGAAUUAAAUGGAAGGCUAGGAGAUUUUGGCCUUGCAAGAUUAUGCGACCAUGGUGACAAUCCCGAAAGCACCAAUGUAGCUGGAACUGUGGGUUAUUUGGCUCCCGAGCUUACCAGAACAGGAAGGGUAACUACUUUCACUGACGUGUUUGCUUUUGGGGCAUUCAUGUUGGAGGUAGCUUGUGGAAGAAAGCCUAUAGAGCCACAAAGACUACCUGAAGAGGUAAUUUUAGUUGAUUGGGUCUUCGGGUGCUGGAGAAAAGGAGCCAUCCUUGACGCUAGUGAUGCAAGAUUGGAAGGUAAUUAUGUAGUGGAGGAAAUGGAAUUGGUUUUGAAACUAGGCUUGCUUUGCUCACACUCAACGCCAGCAGUUCGGCCUAGCAUGAGGCAAGUGAUGCAGUUUUUGGACGGCAAUGCUGAUCUGCAGGAAUUACCACAUGAGAGUGCUUGUGUUGGUAACUUUACUAGCGUUGAAGCAUCUGAGAUCUUAUUGUCAAUUCCUUCAUCGUUUGGCAUGGGUUUGACGCCCUGUUCUAGUAGUAAUUCUAUCCUCAAUAGCCGUUGAUAAAUUAGCUGAAUAUCAUGCUAGGGGUACACUUGUUCAUGGGUCAUUGCUUGGGACCAAAUCAACCGUUGGCGCACAGAAAGCUUAGAUAUUGCCUUAAAGGUGGAGAGAAGAAAAAGGAAUUUGAGAAGAAUAUGGUGUAUUCAGUUUCUUUCACUUACUACAGAAUGUAAUAGCUAGCAAUAUACUGAAGCUCUAAAUAGUACUAAAAUAAUCAUUAAUUCAGUUGCAAGCUUUGCAGAUGAAUAUUUAUGUAGUGAUUUGCAUAAACGGUGGCUGAUUUUAGAACACUGAA
Molecule: messenger RNA, 2409 nt
Organism: Quercus lobata
Lineage: Eukaryota; Viridiplantae; Streptophyta; Magnoliopsida; Fagales; Fagaceae
Product: L-type lectin-domain containing receptor kinase IV.1-like
Exons: 1
Coding region: 87-2114 (675 amino acids)
Biological process (GO): protein phosphorylation
Molecular function (GO): carbohydrate binding; protein kinase activity; ATP binding
Source: RefSeq, a predicted model, not a curated record